AUGGCCUUGGAGUGGUUCAGUCAGCUUUUCCCCUGCUUCUCUGUCCGACGGGUCCACGAUUCAGUCGACGUCCCUGAUGUCGCGCCAGAGACCAGGUCCGUCUCGGGGAGAUCUCUUUCCUCAGAGCGACGGUAUGUCACUGAAAGAAAGCCUUCCAUAGAGAGGCAGUACAGCGAACGCAGAAAGUAUCUCGAAAGGAGACUAUCCUUGGAAAGUCAACCGCCCAAGGGACACGAGGAGACCCUCUCCUGGCUCGACAACGGCAACGACUCUGGAGUCAUCGCCGCCCGGGAUGCGGCCGACCGUGAGAUGAGAUAUUCCAUCCCGAGCAACGGUAGCGAGAUCUCGUACGGCGCAACACAGGCGAUCAGAAUCCAGAGGGACUUUGACAGGGACGAAAACGGCUUGGAUCUCUUCGCUGUCGGAACCCCUGGCAGCACGCCCUUCACGCCCGACUUUUCUCCUGCUCCUCCUACCAAGGAGAUCCCUAUCCGACGAAGAAGCCGGUUUUCUCGGGAACCGUCUUCGCUCGACAUCACCCGUUUCGAUCGCUCGCCCCCUUCCUCCACCGUGUCGUCCCCCUCUGGUGUGAGUCGGACGGAUCACUGGAGGCACCUCGACCUUCCAUAUGCUGGUGCUGUCUGGCCUUUGGAUGCGGGCUAUGAAAGCUUUAGCGAACGCAUCAAUGCCCUAAGCCUCGCAGUGCCUAAGAAGAACCAAGAGGCUGAAGAGGACAUUGACUGGAAGCGAGGCAACGUCAACAGCCAACGCCCCGUGCUCCACAUCGACACUGAGUUGGCCCCCAUGGUUCGACCCAGAGUCGCUUUGGUUGAGUCUCCCUCUGAGAAUGGGAGCCAGGCGCACAAGUUGCCUGAGAUGCCUCCCAUUGUCCCUCCCUAUAAUAACGGGAGCCAGGAGGACGAUUCGCCCAAGUUAACUCCCGUCCUUAACCUUGCCUCUGAAACGAGAAGAGACUUGGGCCAUGACAGCAGUAGCAGUCUCGAUGGUCGGGCUGAGUCGCCUUCUGCCCCUGUUAAGGAUCCUGGCAUUGGGAGCAUGACCAGCGAUGGCGAUAACAGGCAUGAUGAGCAUCCCGAGUCUCCUGUUAUCGACAAGUUGGGCGAUGACAACGACGUCAACCCCGAUGCACCUGCUGAUUCGCCUACUAGUACCAAAACCGAUUCUACUACCAUUGAAGGGUUAAUCGAGGACAUCAACGGCUUCCUUGAUGGCAUUGCAGCGUCAUGUGCCCUUAUCUCUGAUGCCCCUCAGGCUGACAGAUUGGCCGACGACAGCAACAGUCAGGUUGAAGUACCUUCAGAGCCAGCUCCACCAUCCCCGAUGGGGAUUAUUGGGAUAUUGAUUCUGACAUGUCCUUUGACGUUGAGAGUGACGGCUCUUCUGAGAGCGGUUACGUGA
Molecule: messenger RNA, 1419 nt
Organism: Fusarium vanettenii 77-13-4
Lineage: Eukaryota; Fungi; Ascomycota; Sordariomycetes; Hypocreales; Nectriaceae
Exons: 2
Coding region: 1-1419 (472 amino acids)
Source: RefSeq, a predicted model, not a curated record